UUUUGUUGCGCCGGAUGGGUUACACGAGAGCACAGUCAAUUGCCGUUUCCUUAGUAACCCUCAAGUUUUUUUUGUCGCCAUUGAAAGGCAGCUAAUUUGAUUAAAUAUGGCUUGUAAACAAUGGAAUACGUCUCACUCAGGUGAUCAAGGCUUCGCUUUGUGUGACGUCAUGAAUAAAGAUAAUUUGGACGAAGAAAUUAUUGCUGUUUCCUGUUCUUCAGAGGCAGACUCGGCCUUCGACGCUGUCAUUGGCUGUAUAGAAGAUAUCUUCAUGGAGGAUCAGUUCCAGCAGCUCCGGGGGGAUUUCAUGGAGAAAUACUACCUCGAGUUUGAUGGUUUAGAUGAGAACAAGCUCAGCUACACGUCCAUCUUUAAUGAAUAUGUAGGCCUGUUGGAGAAACACCUGGAGCAGAAGCUGAUGGAGAGAAUCCCCAACUUCAACAUGAACACCUUCACAGAGCUGCUCAUGCAGCAUAAAGAUGAAGUUCAGGGCGACAUCUUUGACACGCUGUUGACCUUCACAGACUUCCUGGCUUUCAAAGAAAUGUUUCUGGAUUACAAAGCAGAUAGAGAAGGUGGAGGUCAGGGGUUGGUGGUCACAGCUCUUCCUGCAGCUUCUUCACACUGAAGUUUGAUUUCAACUGUUUUUUGCUGCAAUAAUAAUAGAUGAAAGUUCAGGAUUCCAAUGUAAAUCUUCUUUUUUGUUGUCUUUUGUUACAUUAGGACACAAAUAUCAGAUUGAAUAUGUAUUUGAAUCAUUUUCUAAAGCCGUUGUUAAUGUUUAAUAUCUGUGUUUGGAAACCAGCACGCUGGCUUUUCACCAGUGUCUGUGAUUUUGUCUGUUUUCACUUAAAUGUUUGUUUAUUAAAACUAUUUUUUAAUAAAACUGAAACUGUUUAAUU
Molecule: messenger RNA, 902 nt
Organism: Oryzias latipes (Japanese medaka)
Lineage: Eukaryota; Metazoa; Chordata; Actinopteri; Beloniformes; Adrianichthyidae
Gene: arl2bp
Product: ADP-ribosylation factor-like 2 binding protein
Biological process (GO): maintenance of protein location in nucleus; positive regulation of tyrosine phosphorylation of STAT protein
Cellular component (GO): mitochondrial intermembrane space
Source: RefSeq, a predicted model, not a curated record